AUGGCGACAAUGGACUAUAUAGAGAUUCCAGAGGGGGCGACGCGUCUGCGUGGCAUGUCGGACCAGCAACAUCAACGAGACGAUGAGAAACAACACCACGAUGUGAGGCCAGCAGCCAAAAUAACCACGUCUAUCCCAAACCCAUCCCCUCCGCACUCACCGACACCGCGUACGCGGCGGCAAUCACUUUUGUCGACGACAGCAAACUCGCUGAAUUCGCCAACGUCUGCGAUGUCGUUCAUACCCCAGAUGCUGCUCUCUGCGGCGCUUCCACCCGUUAGUCCCGGAUCACCCACAUCGACAACGCCGACACUACCGAAUCUCAAAAGAACGGGCCUGCCAGAGAGCUAUACGUUGAUGUCAACAAAGGACCCGCUGUCGUUGCCGAUCAUGUCAACCAACUUCAAGCGGUUUGUGACGAUAAUAGGGCCCGUCUUCUGGCUGCAAGACCGAAUAGAGGAAAUUAUAUUAUGGAAAAGGGGUACUUUGAGGACAGCUGUCUGGAUGGCUGCAUAUGCAUUUAUUUUGUUGAUUGGAGUUAUUCUGGCGACAUAUCCUUAUCCUGCAUCGGCUUCUGCUGAUCCUUUAUACUCCUCCAGUGACGCCAACUCGGCUUCGCCACCCUCAACAUCCCCUCCCAUGGAAGGCAUCGUGCCUUGGCAAGCCAACAUCCAAGGCAUCCAAAAUCUCAUGGGUGCAGUUGCUGACCUGCACGCACUCGUCGAGCCGCACGUGUACCACCUCAUCCUUACCCCUCAACAUCUUGCAAAGUCGACCCCAAAAUCAACUGCUCAGUCUACGCAAGACAGCAGUACCGGUACCACCACUUCCCAAUUCCCCCGUUCACCAUACACAACACACAUCCUUACCCUCCUCGUCGUCACAUUACCCCCUUUACUCCUGCUUAUCCAUCUACCUAUAUUCCCGAUUAGGGAGGUUUGUCUCUUCGGUGGCCUGGCACCGUUUGUCUUGACACACCCAUAUGUACGGUUGCUGAUACCUCUCCUCUGGGGCAUGGCUAUGGACACUAUGCCUGUCUUGCUUGCACGGUGGCGGCGGGUGAGGAAUCGCAUAACUGCCAAAGGUAGGCGAAAUGGGGGUGGUGACGAAACCAAAGACGCUGUUCCAGAGAAGAUGCUCCCCUUGUCGAUGAUUGUGCAAAGAAUCAUUGAUGAUGAUCGUCUCACUGACGAGUGCUGGAAUUCGGAGAUGAGGGAGGUGCAGUUGUGGGAGAAUGAGAGAUACGGAGAUUCAUCUAUUCUUCUUGGUGCAUCAUCCUCUUCUUCGUCCAGUUCCAUGUUCCUUCCCCCGCAAAAAGGAUGGAGCAAGUUGAAUUUGCGGCCAGGAGAACGAGGUGCAUGGACGAGGGGUCAAGAUGGCUGGAGUGGAAGCGGCGGGGGAGGAAGUGCGAAUGCAGAUGGAGGUACAGUUGAGGUCGGAGUCGGUGGGGAAGUCAGUAGCAAUCUCACAUUUUCGCUCGCUCCUGGCUGGCGGUUCGUCGAGACAGAGGACUGGAGGAAGGAUCUCAAGUGCGAAUGGUCGGGUUGUGGAGGGGACCCGGACGGCUGGGUGUAUACGAACGAUGCCUGGCUGGGCUCGCGGCCGGCACCAUACACGUCUGGUGGGGGCAGCGUUACCAGGAGAAGGAGGUGGGUGAGGAGAGUAUGGUUUGAUUGGAAAAAAGCGAAAGAAGAUUCGUAA
This is a messenger RNA of Psilocybe cubensis, 1701 nucleotides long. RefSeq lists its product as uncharacterized. The record is from RefSeq and is a predicted model, not a curated record. The transcript is spliced from 6 exons. Bases 1 to 1701 code for a protein of 566 amino acids. Gene Ontology annotation, cellular component: peroxisomal membrane. Lineage: Eukaryota; Fungi; Basidiomycota; Agaricomycetes; Agaricales; Agrocybaceae. Gene Ontology annotation, biological process: peroxisome organization.